Molecule: messenger RNA, 2808 nt
Organism: Eremomyces bilateralis CBS 781.70
Lineage: Eukaryota; Fungi; Ascomycota; Dothideomycetes; Eremomycetales; Eremomycetaceae
Product: ATP-dependent DNA helicase
Exons: 1
Coding region: 1-2808 (935 amino acids)
Biological process (GO): double-strand break repair via homologous recombination
Cellular component (GO): nucleus; cytoplasm; chromosome
Molecular function (GO): nucleic acid binding; four-way junction helicase activity; ATP binding
Source: RefSeq, a predicted model, not a curated record
AUGCGGAACAAGGCGAGCAUUAGAAGACGGCGACGAGAGACUACAGGCGAUACAAGUUGUCUUAUCCAAGAUGCCAAUAACACUACGAGUAUGCUGGCCAUACAGGAUCUGGUUGAGAAGGCAAGACACUCACCUGAGGAAAUUCAAAAAGGCAUCAUUCAUGCAGGCUUGCAGCGCCAUCUUUAUCCAUUCCAGCCCCGCCCGAAGCAGAUAGAUGCAAUAUGGCAUUUAGUCUUCCAGAAGGAGGACCUCCUCCUCGCAGCCAAGACAUCUUUCGGCAAGAGUAUCAUAUUCCAGGCAGCGCCGUUGUUUUGUCGAGGUGGCAUUGCCCUUAUUAUCAUCCCUCUCGAUCGAAUCGGACAAGAGCAGUGUAUCAAGAUCCAGAGACUUCCUGGAGCGAGAUCCCUGUUCAUUAAUGGUAGGACGGAUAAGACUGAUGCGUUGGCCCAAGAGAUUAAGACGGGUAUAUAUACUCAUCUCCUCAUGGGCCCAGAGAUCGCAGCCGGUUGGUUUCGAUCAAUAGCAAGCAACCCGUCCUUUAAAAAGCGCGUCUCAGUCGUGGCUGUGGAUGAACUCCAUUUAGUGGCCCUGUGGGGAAGUGGUAUCCGUCCACAGUAUGCACAACUCUCUCUUCUACGUCGAAGACUAGGAGCGUAUAUCCCUUGGUUUGGAUGUUCUGCCACGUUAGACCAAGCGACGUUGGAUAUAGCGAGGAAAAUGACAGGCUUCCAAGCCAGCUGCGAGAUUUUCCGAACCUCUAUCGACAGGCCGGAGAUUAAGCUGAUCGUGGAGACUAUCGAGCCGCGGACCACGAAAAGGUUCACUAGUCUCUUCUUCGUUCUACAGGACGCCAUGACGAAUGGGCUACCGACGCCUAUGAAAAUUCCGAAAACGAUAAUUUUCAUAGAUUCACGACGCGAUAUCCAAAAAUGCGCAGAAUGUUUGCGAGACUGGCUGUGCAGACUGUCGUCAGGGGCCAUAAGACACCGCGACAGCAGAGAGAUUAUCCAGGUCUACCACUCACACACCACGCUGCAUGAUAAGGAGGCCCUGUACAGCGAGUUCUCCAAAGUGGAUUCCAAGAUUCGAAUUAUGGUCGCAACUGAGUCACUGGGAACGGGAGUGGACCUCUCGGAUGUCAUACGUGUCGUCCAAUAUGGAUUCCCCUUGGAGCGGCUUUUAAGCGUUCUCAUCCAACGGUUUGGUCGUGCAGCUAGAAUGGCCAGCAUCAAGGGGGAGGCUGUCUUCCUGGUGGAAAGCUGGGCUGUAGGCGACAGGGUUUCAUCAACAAGAGCGGCGUUCUCCAGAAGCCGGAAGCAGUCGUCUUUAAGACAGCUUUCUUAUACGAGCCAGCUAGCUCAGUCAUGCCCCGUCGAGCCAGAAGCGGAGAGUGAUGUUCCAGACCACGAAGCGGAUGUUGCUGUAGACGCCAUUGACUAUGGCGUCCCAGAAGACCAGCGCAAACGCAAAACACAGAGAGAGCGCCGGACAGAGCUGUACAAUGACUGCCCAGCACUAUACAAUUUUGUCAAUCGAUCCAAUUGCCUACGCCGAAUCCUGAUGGAUUGGCUGCAAGAGAGUUUGUCAGAUCCCGCAUCUAAGUUGCCUCCUCCUAGACCGGACGAGUGUUGUAACGCCUGCAACCCUGGCCUGACGCGGACGGUGCCUUUCCCGUGGGACAUUGCUCCCAGUCUUCGGAAACCCCACGCUGGGACAGCACCAGGUGCAUUUUAUGACCGCCUAGCCCUCUGGGGAGACAAUGUUGUUAACUCGGCGCAUCAGACGGCGAAGCCCGAACUUUCCGUGAAGCUAUUUACUCAGAAGAGUGAGUGGAUAUCAUUAUCGACAGAAUAUGCCUACAUCCAUACAGCCGCUGAGUUGGAGGAGUUUGUGAAAUCGACCUGGUUGAAAGACCAUUCCGAUGAACUCUUUAAGGAGUUUAAUAAUAUCAAGUCCUACGUCGUGAGGAACUGGCCUGGAGGUAGCAGGCUAGAAACGUCACGGACGUCAGGAGCUGCAGGCCCAGUGCAGAUUUCCCUUGAUUAUCAAGAAGUCUACAAGGGUCCAGAAGGGAGAGAGACUCAAAAGGGGCAAUCUUCAGUCGCGAUUGAGCAUCCCACUCAGCCAGAGAAACCUGCGUCCUUCUUGCGUAAGAGCGAUGAUUAUAUUUCCUCAUUGGAGAAACUCAUUGCUCGCGCGAGAGAGAAUACAGCAUUAUGCUCUCCAUGUUCACCUGACCGAGCGUUGUCAGAAAGACAGCCUAUGAUUAUUGCCGAGCAACAGUUUCGACAAAGUUCGUUGCUCGAGAGACAAGGUCCCCCUGCCACGAAGCAGAUGUCCCAACAAGGAGAGCCUCAGGAAAGAAGAGUAUCGACCGAAGUAAAGACUCUAAUAACUCCCGAUCAAGGACGAAGAGCAUCAUUUUUGCGUGACCGAGAAGAGUACGCUUCCUCGCUAGAACGAAUCACUGCCAACGCAAGAGAGAUAUCAGCCUCGUGCUCUCCUUAUCUAGCUACCCAAUCAGUGCCGAUAGUGGUAGCAGAUUCGUCAUUAACAUCCAUUAGGUCGGUUACAUCGACAAACGUAGAUUGCUCCUCUGGCAUAUCUAGUGUUUUCGAAGACAGUGAGAAUGGUUUGUCCAGCGUAAGUGGUGGCAAUCAGUCGUCGAAACGUCCCGCACCGAGUGAAGGAGAAGGAGAAAUGAUAAAGCGGGUCGCUCUCAGCGUUUUAGACUCUAAUAUAAGGCGAAGUCCUCGCAGUGAAAAAGAGAAGAAUAGGCGUUAUUACCACGGAGAGCGGAUAUUAUAG